Molecule: messenger RNA, 633 nt
Organism: Aspergillus mulundensis
Lineage: Eukaryota; Fungi; Ascomycota; Eurotiomycetes; Eurotiales; Aspergillaceae
Product: J domain-containing protein
Exons: 3
Coding region: 1-633 (210 amino acids)
Source: RefSeq, a predicted model, not a curated record
AUGUCAGACGAACAAGAUGCGCUCGAUGCUCUCGAGCGAGAGGCCUCCGAUUUCACCAAGGAUGCCGAAAUUGAUCGCAUCCGAAAAUCAUUUGUUCUAGAUGCCUACGCCGUCCUCGACCUUCAGCCCGGAGUAACAGAGAAAGACAUCAAAAUCCAAUAUCGAAAAAAGUCACUACUCAUCCACCCGGAUAAGACAAAAAACCCCGGUGCACCAGAUGCCUUCGACCGCCUCAAGAAAGCGCAAUCGGCGCUGAUGGACAAGAAACAACGAAAUUACCUAGACGAAUGCAUCGCGGACGCGCGGCGGCUUCUCAUUCGCGAACACAAGUAUACGCUGGACUCACCGGAGUUGAAGACGGACGAGUUCAAGAAGGAGUGGCGGCAGAAGACGGUGCACGUGCUGCUGGAGGAGGAGGCGCGGAGGCGGAGACAGGCCAAGGCGAAGCUACAAGAGGAGGGACGAGAGAGGCGGAAAGAGGAAGAAGAGAUUGAGGAGCGAAAGCGGAAACGGGAUCAGCAGCAGGCAUGGGAGAACAGCCGCGAUCAACGGAUUGGGAGCUGGCGGGAUUGGCAGAAGGGGCAAAAGAAGGAGGGCGAGAAGAAGAAGAAAAAGAUGAAGGUGCUGGGAUGA